GACCCUAAAUGUAGUAGAUUGACUACAGAGCCCAGUGAUUGCUCAAAUUCAUAUUGAUAUUGAUCAAAAUCGUAUUGUUUUGAUUUCAAACCCAACCAAACAUGAAAAUGUCAAAGAAGAAGAAAAGGCAGGAUGAUUUCCAUAAAGUUAAACUGAAAGUUGGCAAGAAGAAGCCCAAGGUGGAAAAUUCAACCAACGUCAACUUCAAAUCGAGGAGCAUUCAUUUACCGGAUCAGCUGAAGCGCGAUGAUGGUGGACCGACUACACACCGGCAGCUCAGCAUUAAGGAUCUGCUGUCCCAGCUGCACCACUACAGCAGCAGCGUGAAGCAGGGUGCUCUCGUAGGCCUUCGGGAGCUGCUCUCAGCACAUCCAUCCCUGCUCGAGCAGCAUGCGUCAGUCGUGCUCGCCGAAGUCGCCGCACUCUUCACCGAUAAAGACGGCGCCGUGCGGGCAGCCGGUUCACGUCUCCUGCGUUUAGUGGCGCAGUGCAUGCCAGCCGAGCGUGUGGCUCCCUUCUUCCCUCUGCUUGGCGCUCACCUCUCCUGCGCCAUGACCCACGUCUCAACCGGCAUCCAGGAGGACGCGCUGCGCGUGCUAGACGUGCUGCUCGAGCACUAUCCCGCUCUGCUAGCACAGAGACACACCGUGCUGCUCUCAAACUUCCUCGAGCUCAUCUCGCAGAGGCGGAUCAGUGGCACCGUGGACAGGGGCCAAGCCAGUGGCGAUCGGGCAGAGAAAGGAAGCUAUGCGCUUUCUAUAAACACUAGCAGAUCUGUUACAGCGCAGCAAUGGAGACUCACGGUCCUGCUCAGGUUGGGCCGGUUUCUUCAGGCAGUAGUGGAGGAGAGGACUACAGAAGAUGAUGCAGCGUGUGGAAGUGGCUUCGGGACGUGGAGCGGAGAGAAAGGGAUGGUCACACCUGUGGAAAUCCGCUGGGAGGAGCAGAUAUUCAGUAAAGAGAGCAUUCAAGUGUUUGAGAAUUCUGGAGCAAAGCCCACGCCACGCUCCACCUAUCGGCUAAGGCUGGAUUUGGAGCCUGGAGCUGGAGUGAGUGAGGACCUGUGUUCAGCAGAGACCGUGCAGGGUUUCGCAGGCACGCUAGUGCCUCUCCUCCUGGAGGUGUGGGUGGAGGCCGUGGGUGGAGGACGAGCUCAGACGGACAGCGGGCACCUGCUCUCAGAGGAAGCCAUGGCACUCAUGUUCCAGAUCCUUACGAUACUACAGCUACUGAGACGUCUCGCACCUCAGAAAGACCAACAGGAUAUGCUGGAUUCCUGGUUUCGAAAUUCUUACCUGAGUGAUUUCAAGCAGCACUUCAUGAAGAAUUUCCCCUACGGACAGCUAGAGGUGGCGAGACACAAGAAGAAAAUGGAUGGGAAAAGGAACAGGCAGCAGGUGAUUGGUGGCAUUAAUUCUGCAGGAACCGUAGAGCCACUGGCUCUGAAUGUCAUGCUGUGUCAGGUAAUGGUGACGCUCAGCCUGAGGGGGCGGGACCACAUCGCUGGCCAGGAUGCUGACUGGCUCGGGCCAAUCCGAGCAUUUGUUACGGACACUCUGUCCAGUGGUGGGAAGCUGAGCUCGAAGCACCUCGCCGCUCUGUUGGAGGUGGUUUGGAGGAUGAUCGUUACCCAGCGAAGCCGUGUCGUGACCGAGGAGCUCCUACAAGCUGUGUAUAUUCAAUAUCAGCAGAAGAACUUGGUGCUGUCUGUGCGCACCCUGUUGCUGCGUUUCUUAAGUCAACUCUACAUACAAGAGCACCAGAACCAGACUCAUAUUGCCAGGAGCAGGAUUUUGACGCGGUGGUUGGUGUCUUUGCCGCUGCAGUUGGCACAGUUGGGUGGCCGUAAUCCCAAACUGUCUGCACAGAUCCUGCAGACGGUACAGUCGGCUGCAGCCUGGGGCAACAAAGACCUGCUGCACAGCCUGCAGACGCAUGCAGACAGCCUUUAUGAUCCUCAGGAGGGCUGUGUUGUGUUGUUGCCGGUGGAACAGCAACAGCGCUUGGUUCAGAUCCUGUUCUACCUGCCAGCGUUUCCCGCUGAUGUUCUGGCCUGCCUCAGUCAAGUGUGUAACACAGGCAGGGUUUCUGCAAGUCUUGCUGCCACACUCAUCCGCACAGUACACUUCAGGUCUCCUUUAAGUGGCUGGUCCAGCAGUUCGCAGGAUGUGCCAGUGCGGGACGUGGAUUACUUCAGUUUCCUUUUCUCAACACUGAUAGGUUUCUCAUCUGAGAGACUGAGGACUCUACAGCAGGCAGAUGAUGAAGGUUUGCUGCCGUCGUCAGCCCUCUCACCCCUCAGCGUGUUCACCACACCACUCGAACAGUUCACGCACCACUGGGUCGUGGUCGAGGAAGUAUGUCACUGUUUGGAGACGUUGGGCUCUCGAGGGCAGUGUUUUGAAAUCUUACAAAAUGCCAUCAUCAAGAACCUGUGUGGGUUGGUGGUGGUGCCGGACUGCUUGUGUGCCUCCCUGUUGAGGUGUAUUCCACGGUUGCUGGAUCACAGCCUCCUGCCCAAUGACACACUCCUCCACUUCUUGGCUGACUGUUGUCUGAGCAUGCUCAGUCUGCUGCUGCAGCUGGAGCAAAGCGCCCGCAAGAGGGAUGCAGUAUGGGAGGCGUGUUUUGCUGCGCUGAGCACAGUGCCACGUCUUUUGCGAUUGGUUCUGCAGUCUCUACGCGUGUGUGACCUGUGCGAGGAGGAGCUUCCCCUGCUGGCUCAGAUCCUCUCGCUUCUCCUGCAGCACACGCAGCUCCGCAAUCACAUCGCCGCCAACGCCGCCUUGCUGCAGACCAUCAUUCAGGACCUGACGCGCUACCACGGUGGCGAGACCCGAGAGCAGUGGCUAACAGACCUGUUGUACUGCUACAGCGUGACGUUUUCGAGUCACCGUGCCAACAUGGCCAUGAGGGAUAUCUACUAACCUCCCGAGCCACCGUCUUCCCUCUGC
This is a messenger RNA of Ictalurus furcatus (blue catfish), 2954 nucleotides long. It is a transcript of the gene tex10, whose product is annotated as testis expressed 10. The transcript has 16 exons. Lineage: Eukaryota; Metazoa; Chordata; Actinopteri; Siluriformes; Ictaluridae. Gene Ontology annotation, cellular component: MLL1 complex; nucleus. The record is from RefSeq and is a predicted model, not a curated record. The coding region runs from base 102 to 2927 and encodes 941 amino acids.